UAUUGACGGAGUUCAACCCCACAAAGACAUUCGAUGGAAGAAAAAUAGUGCAGGGGGAUAUUGCAUUACCAUGGGGACGUUCAUCUUUGAGGGAUGUGCAAGAAAUGAAAGGCAUCGUCAAUGUUUUUACUUUAUGGACAAAUGGCAAAAUCUCCUAUAACUUUCAUAGUUCAGUGGACGAUAAUUUAAAAUCCAUGAUUGUAGAUGCAAUGAAAGAAUGGGAAAAACAUUCAUGUUUGAAAUUUACAGAAAAGCCAACGGAUUUCAGCUUUUUACGAUUCAGAGCAGACAAAGAAGGUUGUUGGUCUAUGAUUGGCAGGGUCAACGGAUUUUUUACUGGACAAGAUGUAUCCAUAGGAGAACGUUGUAAUCGAUCCAAUAUCAUCAUUCAUGAAAUUGGACAUGCCAUCGGGUUCUACCACGAGCAGUCCAGAAAUGACCGUGAUGGCUACAUACACAUAAACUGGCACAACAUGCCUGUACAAAGGUAUUCCCAGUUCGAUAGAGGAAUCGAAAGUCCAAGAGGCAUUGAAUACGAUUAUAAAUCGAUAAUGCACUACGGACCGAUGGCUUUUACUGGAAAGUAUUUCCAAAAGAACACAAUUGCGGCCUUGAAUCCUCAUUUUCAGACACUCAUUGGAUCUGGUGAGGAAAUAAGUUUCAGAGAUGCCAGAUUGAUCAAUAAAAUGUAUUCAUGCAGUAAUGGUUGUCCUAACAGAAAUGAGAGUGUAUGUCAGAAUGGUGGUUUUCUUUCUCCCUAUCGAGGUGAUGGAGCCAAUUGUACCUGUGUUUGUCCACCAAAUUCCUCUGGACAAUUUUGCGAGAAUGCCGAUGAACCCUUAGAAUAUUAUGAACGUCCUCCAUGCGGUGGAAAUAUAACUGAAGAAACUGAGAUACAAACUCCUGGAUAUCCAACUAGAAAUCUCCCUCCUGAUUCAUGUAGUUGGUGGAUUCAGGCACCCGAAGGAAAACGAGCAAGAAUAGAAUUUAUAGAUUUCAGUUUUCAUCCACGCUUUGAAUCUAACUCAACAAUCUUUAACCAAAAAUGUUUUCACGAAAGAGUGGAAAUCAGACUCAAGAGUAGAUACGACGGAGACAUACAUCCCACCAGGUACCGUAGCAACAUCUCCCGGCAAAGAAAUCAUUAUCAUCAUUGAUACUAAAAAAGAAGCUCAAGCUGGAAGGGGACUUAAAGCCAAAAUAUCAUUUAUUGAUCCAGAUUCACAGCAGAAUUCUACACGGACUAUAUCAUCAUUUUUACCCAUAAACUAAUCAAAUAAAGCAUUUUCA
Molecule: messenger RNA, 1290 nt
Organism: Parasteatoda tepidariorum (common house spider)
Lineage: Eukaryota; Metazoa; Arthropoda; Arachnida; Araneae; Theridiidae
Source: RefSeq, a predicted model, not a curated record